Rhinocladiella mackenziei CBS 650.93 is the source of this 555-nucleotide messenger RNA. RefSeq lists its product as uncharacterized. The transcript has 3 exons. NCBI's taxonomy places the organism in Eukaryota, Fungi, Ascomycota, Eurotiomycetes, Chaetothyriales, Herpotrichiellaceae. The record is from RefSeq and is a predicted model, not a curated record. The coding region runs from base 1 to 555 and encodes 184 amino acids.
AUGAGCAUGGACUUUUCACUCGAGGACACACAGAAUGCUGCACCAGGAUUGUCCAGUAUGGCUGAACAACAAAAAUUGAACACGGCACCACGGAAAGCAGACACGCAAAGUGUGACCAAGAGGCUUCAGUCAGAACUCAUGACCCUCAUGAUGUCUCCGACCCCAGGAAUCUCGGCCUUCCCAGAUGCGGAUGGUAACCUUCUACGCUGGACUGCGACCAUCGUCGGACCAAAAGAAACACCUUAUGCGGACCUCAACCUCAGACUGAGCUUUGAAUUCCCCGGCAACUAUCCGUAUGCUCCCCCGACAGUCUUAUUCAAGACACCGAUCUAUCAUCCAAACAUUGACUUCAGUGGCCGAAUAUGCCUCGAUAUCUUGAAGGACAAGUGGAGUGCGGUCUACAACGUUCAAACAGUGUUGCUGAGCCUGCAGAGUUUGCUGGGUGAACCCAACAAUGCUAGUCCGUUGAACAAUGAGGCCGCUCAACUCCACCAGAAGGAUCCGGAGGAAUACCAGAGAAAGGUGCUGGCUCGUCACCAGGAUAUUGACGAGUAA